CUCUGUUCAGGAACUGUCAUGGAUCGGACGGAAGGUCUCCCUCGAGAACUAUGGUUCCAUAUCAAGGAUCUCCUGCAUCCAGCUGAUGUGGAAAACGUGCUGAAUACUGGCCCGAAAAUCUGGAACUAUGUCUUCAAAGAUGAGAGCUGGCUUAAAUUAGCAUUGACAUUUGAUCGAUGCUCCCCAGUCCUUCUUGGUUAUAACCUGAGCCGACUCCGUUUGAGGGGUAAACCACAGAAGCUAUAUGUCGCUCUUCUUGCCCGUGAUUAUUCUGGGGACCUUCGUUGGAAGAAAAUCAAUGUGUACGAGGUUCUCACCGGUGACGAUGAGGCCCGGCUGCUGCUGGAGAAGAUAUUCAUCAAUAAAAAAGGCGGAGUGUACUCAGAAUAUUGCUUCUAUAUGGACAAAGGAUUGAGAGAACUUGACCCGUUACAAAUUCUCGGACACGGCAGUGGUCCGGCUUGUAAAGGCCGAGAUAUAAAGAACGGUUGCAAGCUCCUCCUUCUGGACAGAGAUGAAUCGUGA
Molecule: messenger RNA, 525 nt
Organism: Aspergillus saccharolyticus JOP 1030-1
Lineage: Eukaryota; Fungi; Ascomycota; Eurotiomycetes; Eurotiales; Aspergillaceae
Exons: 2
Coding region: 19-525 (168 amino acids)
Source: RefSeq, a predicted model, not a curated record